GCCUCCACCAGGCCAGGGCCCAGCACUCAGUCCCUGUACAGCCUCCAGGCCAGAAUAGGAGAGCAGCCCCAGCUCCGGCAGAACAAACACAGGUUCAACGCCUUCCUCCUCGGCCUCCUCAACAUCAAGCUUAUGGAUUUCUGGCUGUCCCAUCUCCAGUCAUGCAGUGAUGUGUUGGUGACAUUCUACCGGCCCUCCUCCUUCAUGCGUUUGUCGUUGACUUCCUGCCAGCCUCUGUUUGAGGAGCUCCUCAUCCUGCUGCAGCCCCUUAGUCUCCUGACCCUUAACCUCGACCUGCUCUUCCAGCACCACCACCUGGAUCCAGCCAAUCACAGCCCAGAGAUCCCCAGCCCACCCAAUCAGGACCUGGGAUUCAGGUUCUCGCCCCGGGGGUCCGCUUCCCAAGGCAGGGGCAGCAGCUAUCUCGAGAGCCUAUCAGAGCUGGACUUUGGGAGAYCAGAACCCGAGGRGACCAAUCAUAAUGCGAGCUCGUCGUCCCUGGCCAACUCAGGGGUGGGAGGGUUGGUGGAGUCACUGAAGCCAGCGAGUCUCAGUGUGAGGCCUGCGAAGGUCUCUGGGGGUCUUGCGGAGACAAGUCCUCAGCUGAUGUGGGUUCAGGAGAAAGAAAUUAGGGAGRUAGCACCUCCUAAUGUUGAGMYGGCCAGUCUCUCUCAACAGGCAGGACAGGUGAUCCAGCAGGGAUGGGGGGCUGUGUUACGCUGGGGGGGCAAGCUGGGCCAGAACCUGGCUGAACUCAGCCUGUCUGCAGUACAGAACCAGGAGGGGACAUCCAGAGACCCCCCAGAGCCCCAGACCAGUACCCAGGCCAGGAGUGACCCUCCUCAGGUCGAUGGAGCAUUGGRGGUCCCCUGGGGUUUGGGACGGCUGUUUGGAGCCUCCAAUAACCCCACGAUACCCACACUUCCAACCAGACGUCCGUCUCAGUGGUUGUCUCCAGGGGUGUCUGUUCUGACCCGGAUGGUGAGCAGCAGUUCCAGCGCUAACCAGAGGAGGGCGCUGGAGCCCCAGCAGGUGGAAGAGGUGGUAGAGAGAGAGAUGGAGGAGACAUGGGACAACCCAAGACCCCUCAGGUCAGUCAGAAACACUAUGCGACCACUCUGGCACAGGGGCGGAGCUAAGCUUCCAGAAAGGGGAGGAUUAGUGGUUUUAGGCGGUGUCGAUCACGACUGGAUUCGCUGUCGUCAGGGAGACCGAGAGGGGCUCGUACCCAUUGGCUACGCCUCACUGAUUCCUGUGAUUUUCAGACACCUGAUCAGAGUUUGAUUGUUUGAAUAUAUCUGGGGGGGAAAAUGAAGUCAUAAAGCUAUAAUUAUUUAGGCAACCAUAGAGAGGCUGUGGCGAAGUCCCAAUGCUCUCAGAGAAAAUAGUUCACCCCCGAAUCUAAGUUCAAAUCACAUUUUUAUAUCUCUAAAGUGGUCCAAAGUCGUAUGUCACGGUUCCCCAACUGGCGGCCCAUGAUUUUAUUUGCCCUCAAGUUUUCUUGAGCAAAGGCGUGGGGUUACUUGUUGGACAUAAAAUACUAAAAUCAGUAAAUGUUGGAAAUCUGUUCCAAA
Molecule: messenger RNA, 1574 nt
Organism: Salvelinus sp. IW2-2015
Lineage: Eukaryota; Metazoa; Chordata; Actinopteri; Salmoniformes; Salmonidae
Product: AP-4 complex accessory subunit RUSC1
Cellular component (GO): cytoplasmic vesicle
Source: RefSeq, a predicted model, not a curated record